UUUGAUGGUCUCUUCACAUGGACGUGCAUAACAUUUGGUGCUGAAGACCUGGGACAGGGGACUCCUUCAGGAGACUGGUCCCCUGUCCUUGCCCUCACUGCGUGAGGAGAUCCACCUAUGACCUCACGUCCUCAGACCAGCCCAAGGAACAUCUCACCAAUUUUAAAUCAGGUCUCUACCAUCUACCAGUCCUGUGCUAGGUACCUUGUGCCUAUUAACUUUCAUUGUUUUGCUGCAAGGUGUGUGUCAUCAGCCCUUUGAAAAGAAGAAGAAAUGAGUCAGAUUCAACUGCACAUCAUGACAGAUGUUCCAGCUACAUUUACCCAGGCUGAAUGUAAUGGGGAUAAACCACCUGAAAACAGUCAACAAACAAUCACUAAAAUUAGUGAGGAACUGACUGAUGUGGACAGCCCCCUGCCACACUACAGGGUAGAACCCAGUCUCGAAGGUGCACCCAGCAAAGGACAUCAGGAGGAAAGAAGAAAAUUACAAGGGAACAUGCUGCUCAACUCAUCCAUGGAGGAGAAAAUUCUAAAAGAAAACUCAGAAGAGAAAUUCUUUAUUGUUCAUAAGGCUAUCACAGAUCUUUCUCUCCAAGAAACAAGUGCUGAUGAAAUGACAUUCAGAGAAGGGCAUCAGUGGGAGAAGAUUCCUUUGAGUGGCAGUAACAAGGAAAUAAGAAGACAGGAGAGGAUUGCUGAGCAACCUCUUGAAGAGGAAGAAGAUGAGGACAGGAAGAACAAAGGUCACCAGGCAGCUGAAAUUGAAUGGCUGGGAUUUCGAAAACCUAGCCAAGCUGACAUGUUACAUUCUAAACAUGAAGAGGAGCAGAAGGUUUGGGAUGAAGAAAUUAAUGAUGAUGAUGAUGAUGAUGAUAAUUGUAAUGAUGACGAAGAUGAAGUUCGAGUGAUAGAAUUUAAGAAAAAACAUGAAGAGGUUUCUCAAUUUAAAGAGGAAGGUGAUGCAAGUGAGGACUCCCCACUGAGCAGUGCCAGUUCCCAAGCUGUGACACCUGAUGAGCAGCCAAUCUUAGGGAAGAAGAGUGAUAUCUCCAGAAAUGCUUAUUCCAGAUACAAUACAAUAUCCUAUCGAAAAAUCAGAAAGGGAAAUACCAAGCAAAGAAUUGACGAAUUCGAGUCUAUGAUGCAUUUAUAAACUAACUGGAACUGAAAACGUCUCACGCCCACUAAAGGAAAAGCUAAUUCUAUUGUCCCAGGGUGCAUAUUUCUAUGCCUUUUUUGAGUUAUCACCUGGGGGGAGGUGGAAGUUGACUCUCUUUUUCACUGUAGAAUAAUGUGGAAAUAACUCUAGGUAAAAUUCAGUCUGAUAACCUCAAAUCAAAAAGCUUUAAAUUCAUUCUUGGGCAUUUGUCUUUUAAAACUUCACUAAUAUAGCAUUGUGUGAUCAGCACUAAGCAGUCAGUCCCCUGGGGGAAUCUGGCAUAAUUUGGCUAUCAAUGUAGCAAUGCUUGGAAAGGUGGUCAUCAAAUGAGACUAUUUGAGGGGACUAUUUGAAAUGAUUCCUGUGUUUCUUUUGGUGUCUUCCUUUGUACAUUGGAGUGAUGGAAAGUCUGGUAUUAAAACCUUUCUUACUUUUAAACAUGGUUUUACAGAUUCUGGCAAUAAGCCUUCCAAAAUUCUGCGCCUUUUCUAUUAUCACCAAACAAGAUUUUAAGUGGCUUUCCUUGGCAUCUACAGAGAGAAAAUUCUAUAGCCAUCCUUCCUAGGUGUUACCAUUCACUGAAUCUUCUCACAGAGGGAGAUGAGCAAUUGUCAGUCAGGAGAAUUCUGUUUGCUAAAUGUUGCCUUUAUGCUUUCAAACUGAAUUAAACCCAUUGUGAGGUUGACACUGGGAGGGGCUAGAAGAUUGGUGGGCAGCAGACUAAAGAGUUAUGUUGGAUAGUUUUAUUUCUGUGGCUGAAAAUAAAAUCUUGUCUAGCACAGUUAAAGUCAUUAAAAAUAAAAAUGACAGCUUUAGCACAAUUUUAAGAAAAUGCCCCUCUCUAUUACCACAUUUUCUCUUAUUAACAGUAUCUCAGAAUAAUUUUCUUUCCUUAGAAACCUGAGACAACGCUAGUCAUAACUGUACUAGUUACUAUGAAAAUGGAAAUAAUUAUCUUAGAAUAUUUUCAAAGUAGAGCGUGAGCAUGUAUUUUUAGUGAGAGAGCUCUGAUAGUUGUUGGGAAUAUAUAAUUUACUGGACCUCAGCCCAAAUCAAGAUGCUUAAAAUUGUACUUGUGGAGCUUCACUCAAACCAAUGUGUCAAAUAACGUAUUGAAUAUUUAUGAAAAGAGAGACUAUAUUUAUAUUCUUAGAUAGUUUGUUCCACAAUUUUUCAUUUCAUGCUUCCAUAUAUAUUACCCUGAACUUUCUAUCACCACAGAUAAAGAUUUUGUUUUGCCCUGCAAAUAAAAAGACAAUUCCUUAUUGUCUGAAUGUAA
This is a messenger RNA of Piliocolobus tephrosceles (Ugandan red Colobus), 2440 nucleotides long. It is a transcript of the gene ERMN, whose product is annotated as ermin. The record is from RefSeq and is a predicted model, not a curated record. Bases 274 to 1155 code for a protein of 293 amino acids. NCBI's taxonomy places the organism in Eukaryota, Metazoa, Chordata, Mammalia, Primates, Cercopithecidae. Gene Ontology annotation, molecular function: actin filament binding. The transcript is spliced from 5 exons. Gene Ontology annotation, biological process: regulation of cell projection organization; regulation of cell shape; actin filament organization. Gene Ontology annotation, cellular component: myelin sheath; paranode region of axon; cell cortex.